Molecule: messenger RNA, 5124 nt
Organism: Cheilinus undulatus (humphead wrasse)
Lineage: Eukaryota; Metazoa; Chordata; Actinopteri; Labriformes; Labridae
Gene: elf1
Product: E74-like ETS transcription factor 1
Exons: 9
Coding region: 1091-3025 (644 amino acids)
Biological process (GO): cell differentiation; regulation of transcription by RNA polymerase II
Cellular component (GO): nucleus
Molecular function (GO): DNA-binding transcription factor activity, RNA polymerase II-specific; sequence-specific DNA binding
Source: RefSeq, a predicted model, not a curated record
UACAUUCCCGGAAGAUGCACACAACCACAGCUUAUACCCUCCCGUGCUAAAACCCGGCGGUCUAUAACGGAGUUUAAUAUAGCAGUUCAAGAGAACAAACAAGAGUCUGACUUUACUUUGACGGUAGUUUUACAACCGUCACUUUAUCCGUUUGCAAUUGAAUGGACGUAAUCGCGUUUGGUCUGAGCUUGUACACACCUGUGUUCGCGUGAAGGUUUGCCAACCCUUUGAUAACAGUAUCAUAACCGUUAAGGUAACUUGCACCUUGUAAGCGACAUCUUAUCAGCAUUUCUUCGUGGUGGGCAACACAGAAAAGGACUACAAUAUCCAACUAAAUCAUUCAAAAAUCGAUUAAGAUUUUUUUUUUUAAACUUUUAAACAGAAUAGAAAAUGACGUGGGCACAUACAACUUUUUACUCAACGUCUUUUUAGACCAACGUCCUCCCUGAAAGUUGCUGCUCCACUGUGAAACCCUGCCCUGAGUGCUCCCUGGUUUCGCUUCACUAGUACUACCAGGCUACAGCCAAACUUUUUGGUGCCGGGCCAAUCAUUUCUCAGGAAAAUGUGACUGCUAGGAAUUCCCCACGCAUCAGCUCCUGUCGGAGAAAACGGCAACCUUGUGUCAGGAAGCACACGAAAGCAGCAGGAGGGUGAACUGACCGGUGACUCUGCGAUGAUGUACCCAGCCACAGUUCAACUAGCAGAAGGGAUAUUGAUACUGCUCUUAUAAUGCUUCUUCUUCUUCGCAUGGUUUCAUGAGGACAACUGGCCUACUAAAGUACCUGAUUAAAUGAGGGAGUAGCAAUGCUGUGCUUCUGACAACUUUCACCAAGGUGUAGAUGCUCCAGGCGCAGCGGGACCCAGCCUCCGUGUCAGAGAGGGACGAGGCUGCUCCCACCUGGGCCACAGCACUCCUCUGAAACUUGUGGUCUCUCCCUCAUAGCUCCAGAAACCCAGAUUAGAGAAGAGGAGGAGGGGGACAGUGAGACCACUUUCGCCAGGGUGAGGCUCUCUCAGUGCAGAUAAGGAGCCAGGAGCGGUCGUAGCUGGGAUAUUUCGGGCUGCUCUCUGCACUCUGAACUCUGCUGCAAUGACGACUGCAGUCCAGCCCAGUGAACUGGUGUUUGAAUUCGCCAGCAACGGGAUGGACGAAAUCAAUCAGCUGGACGAUCCGUCAGUAUUCCCAGCAGUGAUAGUGGAGCAGGUUCCUGCAGCCGAUCUGCUGCAGGUCUACUCAGGCCUUGAGUCCGAUGAGGUGACCAACGGCAUCAUGGUGGACACCACUCUGCAUGUGGUGGAGGAGCCGUCCAUCUUGGUGACAGGAGUGGACCUCUCAGAAACGACAGCGUCAGGUGCAGAGGACAGCAUGGAGACAAAUGAAGCUGCGGCGGCUCUUCUUAACAUGGAGUCUCCAAACAACAUUUUGGACGAGAAGCGUAUGAUUCAUGCCUACGGCGCUCUGCUGGAGUCAGACCUGUCAUACACCCCUCUGAGGCCUGACCAGAUGGAUAAUAGCGCCCUUGACAUGUCUCUAGAUGAGGACACUUCAUCUAUGGAUGAGAUACCCCAAAAGUGUCCCCUAAAACCACAAAAAAAGACUAAAGUGCGGAAGCCGCGGGCGGUGCGUCCCUGCUCUCCUAUCACCACCCCUAACCUGCCACUCAGGAAGAAGAGCAAAGAAGGCAAAGGCAACACCAUCUACCUGUGGGAGUUCCUUCUGGCUUUACUGCAGGACAAAAACACCUGUCCAAAAUACAUCAAGUGGACUCAGAGGGAGAAAGGCAUCUUUAAACUGGUGGACUCCAAAGCUGUGUCAAAGCUGUGGGGCAAACACAAGAACAAGCCUGACAUGAACUACGAGACUAUGGGUAGAGCCCUCAGAUACUACUAUCAAAGAGGCAUCCUAGCUAAAGUGGAGGGGCAGCGGUUGGUGUAUCAGUUCAAAGAAAUGCCAACUGAUCUGGUGGUAAUUGAGGAUGAGGACACGGGCUCAGAUGCCAACGCCGGCUAUGGGAAUCAAAGAUCCACCAACGGGCGCUCUAUUGUCCGCGGAGGCUCCAAAGGACACGGGAGGGCUCACGGUCAACACCAGUCACCAGUGAAGCAGAUGAAGAAGGAGCCUAAUGAUGAAUAUCUGUACCAGGAAACGAACGGCGAACACGCUGAGCACCUCCUGCACAUGUUGCACACCAACCAGGGAUCAGGGAUCCAAGAUCAGACGUUGAGGUCCAUCUCUGCUCCUGCAUCAGUUCCCAUGGUCCUGACCUCCUCUGGCUCCCUUCAGUCCGUCCCUCUCACCACUGUUCUGUCCAACGGGGACUCCAGCCACUCCUCCCCGCCUCGUGUCAUCCUCCACACCGUGCCCUCAACCACGGCAGGCGGCAAAGACGUGCUCACUAUCCAGACUGCCUCUCUGUCUGGAGGAGUCAACAGCCUACCGGACGGCCUCCCUCAGCAGCUCCUGGUCACCAGCUUGGGCUCCACCUCCUCAACCACCUCCUCCUCUUGCAGUUCCCCUCCAGGAAUCAUUAGCUCCUCUGCUUCCAGCCUCCCCCGCCUGGUCACCAUUAACACAACCUGCGGGCAGACCAUGGUGGCACAGCAGCCCGGCACUGUAAUUGCCACUGUGCUCAAAUCAGGCGACCUCUCUGGGCUGCAGGUAAAAGAAGAGCUGCUUGACCCAAGCUACUUCCAGACCAUUGUGAAUGGUGAUCCAUCACUGGCGGCGCAUACAUUUGAGAGAGAAGAGAUGGAAGUAGGUGAGGCCGAGCUGCAGUACAGGACUGUGAUCAUUGAUACCAGUCAAAGCCAGGGGCAGGAGGCUGCCAGUGAAACUAUAAUUAAUGGACAUUCCUCUCAAAGCAGCAGCCCAAGCGAGGGUCUGACCCCCGUGGAGGAGCUGGAGGUGCGUGGGGAAAUGUCCCUCCUGCCCGAGCAGGGAAUCAAAAGCUUGCACGAGCUGCCGCUGUCAGUCCAACUGCCUGCAAACUUUAUCCAGAUAAAGACAGAGCCUGCAGAGGCUUAGAGUUGCAGGACACUUCUGCACAAGCUGAACCAAAUUUUUAAAAAGCAUCAACAAUGAUUGAAUCCAUUUAGACCAAAAGAACCCAUUUUUUAUUUCCCCACCACAGCGAUCAGAGCGAGGGAUUCUGCAGCUCUUCAAGGUUGGUCAGUUCAGCCUCAGGAUUUAUUGUUUACUCACACAUUUUGUGACCAUGUGCCUAAUUUUAAAAAUCAAGGGAGUGUUUAGUUUUUCUAAGAUGUCACUGUCAGACAUGGAAUUGUUUUCCACAGACUAUUAUCCCAAUAAAUACAGAUAAACCUCACAUGAGAAACAAGCUCCCUUCCCAGGAGAACAGCCAUUGGAUGAAGCAGGGAUCCCUGUCUACCAAACGUGCCAGUUAGUCAUUUUCAUACCUUUCAUCUCACCGGACUCGAAUGUUUUAAGAGGAGAUUGCAACAAACCAAAAGCGGGGACUGAAUGCCAAACGGGUGCAAUGAAAUCAGACUUCUGAGAGCAUGCAGAGGGUGUGUGGAUUUUCUUUUAAACCACAUAAAGGUGUCUGUGUCCAUGGAUGAGGGAUGGGUGCGACAUCUCGGUGUCCAAAAACACAUCUCAGAAUUUAAUUGAAGAGUGCCUUACAGAAAGUUCAAACAGCAUGAGAGUCUAUCUUUGAAACUUCAGUGGAAAAGAUGAAAAAAGCAGACUAAAUGGCUUUUCAGUCUCGCAGAACUCUUUACUCAUUUAUUUUCAUAUAAACAAAAAAAGGUAUGCAUUCACUCUCUAUUACUUCUGGCCUUAAAACACUGUGUUACUAUGGAAAUGGGCAUUUUCUUUCGACCAAGGACAGUCCAACAUCAACACUGUUUGUAUAGAGCUGCAGAGUGGAGGCACAGGAAGAUAGGGAGGCACAAAUGGAGAGGAAAAAAUCUACAGGAUAAGACAGAUUUUAUCAGCCUCUGCUUCAGAGGCUCUGUGGUUUAGAUCCUGUUUAUAUGAAAUGGAAUUAUAUAUAAAUAUAUACAUAUAAUAUACAAAUGAGAUUCAAUUUUAAGGCCAUAGCGAAUUUAUUUAUUUUGUGAAUUUCUAAAUUCUGUAUAAAAAAAGGCACAUUUGUCUUCUAUUUACAUGUGUAAACAUGAGGGAAAAUACAAAGAAUAUGAAUACAAGGAAGCUUAUUUGGUAGGUUUUUUUUUUGGACCAAUGUUUUUCAUUUGUAUAGCAUUCAUUAUAAUCAGCUUUUUGAGUUUUUGACUCAGUGCAGCAUCAUUACUCCACUGUUUUAUUCUCUUAUUGUAGAUAUUCCCAGUUGUGUGUCUGAUUUUAACAUGUACUGAAUGUGCUUUAGUUUCUCUCUUCAGCAGACAUACCUCUUUGCAGCAGCACAGCAGUAGCGAACAUUUGAAAAUAUCAUGCUCUGGCUACUGCAUCAAGUAUGAGACGUAUCAAUCAGUAUGCCUUCUAAAUCUCAAUUUCUUUGACUUGUUUGGGAAAAAAAAGAUAUGCUACUCUGGUAGUUUUCCAGCUCCUCUUUCCUCUCUUACCUUCUCUUCCCUCCUCUCUGCGGGUCAGUAGACCUUGUGCCUUCUUUAUUUGCUGUCCCACUUUGUUAAGGACCUCUCAGGCCAGCCAUCCGAUCGGCCCCCUCGGUCCUGCCGGGGGAUGAAGCCAUAUUGAUCCUGAGUGGUAUCACAGCUAAAUUGGUUGUAUUUUCCAGCCAGACUGUAGCAGCAGAGUGAGGACAUUCAGACACACUGACCUCCAUCCGCACUGGCACCUAAGGACAGGAGUUAAACGCUGCUUUACAACCUCACAUCAGCCAAAGUGCUCUGGGUCUGCAAAGACGCUCUGAAUGUAUACUUACUGUCAAAGUCCAUGCAAGCAUUUGACAAUCAAUAAUUACACUGUGCUUCUUUUGCAUUGGGGAUCUUCCUCCUUUAUUUGUAUAUAUUCUGUACCUGUUCCCUUAAAGCACUGUUGUAUGAGAGAUUUUCGAGGUAUGUCCACGGCUUAUGUUUUGUUGCUUCCUCUCCUUCUCUUGGGUUGCCUCCCUUAUGCUGCAUAUAGAAUAGAUUUUUAAGAAAAAGUCAACUAAUUAAAAACAAAAUCUUCUUCACCGAAAA